Molecule: messenger RNA, 222 nt
Organism: Aspergillus ochraceoroseus IBT 24754
Lineage: Eukaryota; Fungi; Ascomycota; Eurotiomycetes; Eurotiales; Aspergillaceae
Exons: 2
Coding region: 1-222 (73 amino acids)
Source: RefSeq, a predicted model, not a curated record
AUGUUCAGAAAUACCAUCCAGGCCGCAAUCGUACCAUGUUUCCCAGCCUUAAGCCAAAUGUUUCAUCUCUUCGUCCUUGGUGAGAUUAUGACUCUCCGUGUGCCAAACCCUGUGCAGGCCGUGUGUGUAAAAUCCAGGGAGUUCUGGACCAUCCCACGUUCCAUUGCCGGGAGAUUACACGAAGCCGUUGGUCGAAUCAAAGAACGGCUGGGCGUCCAGUAG